AUGCAGUGGUUUCCCGGAGACGUGACGACGGCUAUCCAGGUUUCACGCAAGAAUCUAGCUUUGCUAAUUGUCUAUAUUACUACUGAUUCUGAAGACGGACGGAUUUUUGACGAGUUCUGGACCCAUAUCGAUACUUCCAAUCUUCUGUGUCCAGUCGUUGGAAUCAAGCUGGUAGCCGGUGAGACCGCUGCAGCUCAGUUUGCGGAUAUUUACCCUACUCCAAUCGUGCCAGCCGCAUAUCUUAUCGAUCAAAACGGGAAACCUUUGGAAGUCAUCACAACUCUCGUGGGCAAAACUUUCGACCAAUUUCGUUCGAAAUUCGACAAAGCAACGGCACAGUUUAUCAAUGGGUUUCCAAAGUCAGAAAAUCCUGUUUCUCAAUCAAACGUGAAUCGUCUUGCCUCCGCUCCAGCACCAGUGUCUGUCGCAAUCCAACCACCCAACACAUCAACAUCCCAAGAAAUGACUUCAGAGCUUGCCGAAAAAGUAGCUCGAGCAAAAGCCCUAUUGGAGCAGAAGAAACUGAAGGAUGCUGAAAAGAAGCGUGAAUCGGAUAAGCAAAUGAAGGAAGAACUGACGAAAGCACGAGAAGCGAAACAGGAUAGAGACGACAAAGCACUUAUGGAAGCAGCAAAACAGAGAAAAAAGGAGAAAAUGGAGACUGAAAAGGAAAAAGAACGAAUAUUGGCUCAAAUCAAGGCAGAUAGAGAAGACUCCAAAAAACGUUUUGGAAAGACGAGUAAUUCUUCAAACGAUGCCAGCAAGGCUGACUCGAAGGAAAACUCCGUAAUUGGGAAGGCAGUACCAUCGGAUAGGUGUCGUUUACAAGUCCGUCUUCCCGAUGGCUUUACUUUUGUGGAGGAGUUUCCAUCGAAUGAUGUUCUUAAUUCUCUCGUUGAAAUAAUUCGUCAAAAACCGUUUAUGUCCGGGACUAGUUUCGAAAUUCAGCAGCCAUAUCCACGCCGCGUCUUUAGCACCGAUGAUUAUUCGAAGACAUUUCUUGAGAAUCAACUGACCCCUUCUUGUGCUCUAGUUGUUGUACAAAAGUCAAGUGGUUCGUCUGGGCUCCGUCCCGGGUCAUUAUCUGUUACCACACCCAGUAUUCCAAUUUUUACAUGGUUACUGUACCCAUUUACGGCUGUUUGGGCCGUAGUUUGUAGCAUGUUCGGCUGGAAUCCUGAUAGCACAAAAUCGGAUAGCAAGAAAUCAGAAAACGGGUCAUCGAGUUCUGCAGGACAAGCUUCCCGACGAGGAAUGCCAAGAAGUGCUGAAGUUCGCAGACGCGGAAAUGUGGCGGGACUCGAAAACCCGAAUGACGACGACCCAGAAGAGCGAGCCAGUUUCAAUGGAAACUCUACCCAAUUCAUGUAA
This is a messenger RNA of Caenorhabditis briggsae, 1371 nucleotides long. RefSeq names its product Protein CBR-UBXN-4 (gene Cbr-ubxn-4). Bases 1 to 1371 code for a protein of 456 amino acids. Gene Ontology annotation, molecular function: protein binding. NCBI's taxonomy places the organism in Eukaryota, Metazoa, Nematoda, Chromadorea, Rhabditida, Rhabditidae. The transcript has 5 exons. The record is from RefSeq and is a predicted model, not a curated record.